UUGUGUCAGCAGCGACACAAGGAUAAAGACGAUGCAUACGUUGACUUAAUCGCCUUAAGUUUAAUACCGGAAGGAUGUAGCUCAAACUCCUACUACGGAUAUGGUAUUGUUGCUGGAAGUCUAGAAAAAUGUGACAAAUUUAUGGAGGCGAAGGCUGGUGGCGAAGAGUUCAGCGCUGAAUACGAAGAAAUCAAAUGUCGGACAUUGAGAGUGCAUGGGCGAAUGAAAAAUGGCCAAUGUGAAUGCAAGCCUGGGUGGAAAGGUCCAAUUUGUAACGAAUAUUAUGGGUGCCCUGCAGGGUUCUCCCUUUACAACAGCGUGUUGGUUUUGUUAUUUCAUUCGGCGCUGUGUGUUUUGCAAGAGUGUGAAAAAUUAUGUCCUGCUGUGAAAAAAAUCUUUUCAGAAGUGAUAGGAUAG
Molecule: messenger RNA, 417 nt
Organism: Gongylonema pulchrum
Lineage: Eukaryota; Metazoa; Nematoda; Chromadorea; Rhabditida; Gongylonematidae
Source: the annotation of a GenBank genome assembly